This is a messenger RNA of Procambarus clarkii (red swamp crayfish), 416 nucleotides long. The record is from RefSeq and is a predicted model, not a curated record. Lineage: Eukaryota; Metazoa; Arthropoda; Malacostraca; Decapoda; Cambaridae.
CCGGCACGUUCGGGCCUGAACGAAGUGGAGCUUCUAGACGUCCAAAGUUCCUCUACAGGGACCUACAGAUGUGAGGUCGUGGCGGAAGCUCCCACCUUCAACACCCACGUCAUGUCUGCCAACAUGACCAUUGUAGACACCCCGGACACCAAGCCCAGGGUGAGUGGCCUGGAGGCUGCCUACAGAGACGGCGAGAAAAUCUCUCUCAACUGCACUUCUCUGAGAUCCCGACCACCGGCUCAGCUCACCUGGUCCAUCAACGGUCAAGAGAUCGCGCAGGAGCACCUGGUGAGAUAUUCGGCAGCCUCAGAGGGCGACCCCGCCCUCCACACCACCACCUUGGGUCUGUCGCUCACCGCACGCACCAGUCUCUUCACCGACGGAGCCCUAGAGCUGAGGUACGUGUACCGGGAAAG